Molecule: messenger RNA, 2727 nt
Organism: Diaporthe citri
Lineage: Eukaryota; Fungi; Ascomycota; Sordariomycetes; Diaporthales; Diaporthaceae
Exons: 5
Coding region: 1-2727 (908 amino acids)
Source: RefSeq, a predicted model, not a curated record
AUGUCAUCCUCCCUCAAGAUGACCCCCCUCUUGAUGGGGAUGGUCCUUCUCUUCCUCUUUGCCGGUCGCGCUCAUGCCUUCGGUGCUGGAAACAUCGCCGGCAUUUCCAAGGUCGAGGGCCAGAACUGGCGUCAUGGCGACAUUGAGGACACCCUUCUGAAGAUUCUUAUGGCUCGAGCCGUCGGAGGCAAGAAGUUCGACAAGCUGACGGUCUCGCGUACUUACUUUGGCAACUGGUUGAGAGAUUAUUCCCAAGCCAUCGAUGUCGGCACGGUCAAGAGCGUUUCAGCCGAGGCUAUACGCCUUCUACUCUGCGUCUUGGGCUUCUUGACAUUUGGCUACGGUUCUCGCGAGUUCGAGGUCACUGCUGAUCGUCUCGGCUGCUACCGCCCAGAAGACCACAUUGACAACCCCAAGAACUACGCCGACAACGAGGAUGCGCGUCAAUAUGACCGUCGUCUGCGUGGCCCCAUCGACGAGCGUGUCGAGUUGGCCGUUGAUGAAGAGACGGGCAUGAAGAAUUACAUCGCAAACGAGAACGUGAACAUCAUGACCAGUGCUCUGCAUGUCCGACGCCUCUUUACUAAGUGUAUCGAGCUCGGCCGACGGUACCAGCGUGACAACAGGAAGGAAGACCUGUACGAGGCGCUUCGACUUCUGGGUACCGGACUCCACUGCUUGGAAGACUACCUGGCUCACAGCAACUACUGCGAGCUUGCCCUGAUUGAGUUGGGAGAGCGUGAUGUGUUCCCCCAUGUUGGCCGUAAUACCCAGAUGCGCCUGCCUGGCGCCCGUCACGAAGUCUACCCAAUUGUCACCGGUACCUUCGGUGGUGUCGACUUCUUGCACUCCGUCACGGGUGAGGUUUCCGACAAGCUCACCCAGAACGAGAUUGAUGAGCUUGAGGGCACCCUCCAGCAGAGCCAGAACACAGACACCAGCAUUCUGCGCAACCUACUGGACAAGAUCCCCGACGGCCUUUUCGGGGGCGACGACAAGAAGUCGAAGAUGGAUAACAUCCAGCAGAACGCAAGUGCUGCCCAGGUUGAGCAGAUGUCCGUCUCGCCUCGUGAUCCUGAGGAGUACACACUCUACGUCCAGCAGAUCUUCCGUCAGGUCAUGCCGGCGAUUGAGUUCCACGACGAGAUCCUCCAGAAUGUCACGGAGGCUAUCGAGAAGAUCCCUGUCCUGCCCCAGAUUGUUGAACAGCUUGAGGAGCAGCUCUCUGUUUUCGUCUUCUCGGUCAUCGCUCCAUUCGUUGUUCCCGUCAUCAACCAGGUCAAGAACGAGCUCCGUACCGGCUCUGAUGAGAUCAUUCAGUCCAGUGAGAACGAGCAGCUGAUCGUCUUUAACGAUGACGAGAGCACUGAUCCCACCCACUCCAUGCUGUCAAAGGAUCACUUCUCCAAUAUCCUGAAUGAAGUCGCCGGAAAGACGGCCAGCAAGGUUGUCGCAUGGAGCGUCCCGCAGAUUAUGGAGGCCAUUGACGACGAAGGCGCCGACAUUGAUCGCGUGUGCAGCCGCAUCAUUUACGGAGUCCUGCACCACCCUGCCCAGCGCGACCAGGGUCAAGACGGGGCGCGCGAAGGUCGUGAGAUGAUGUUCCGCAGUGUUGAAGAGUGGUGGAACGACAUGUCCGAUGACGCAAAGGACGAAUACCGCCGCAAGCUGUCCCGCAAUGGUGUUAAGAACGGGGAGAACCACAAAGAGGGUGUGCACGACACUGGCCACGGCCACGGAUGCUCUGGCAAGCUGAGCAUGCACAAGCAGUUCGGCGGCGGCGGCGACCAGUCCGUCGAGGACAAGAUUGCGUCCGCGGCCGCAGGUGCCAUCAUUGGUGGGGUCACCUCGGGCGUCUCCGACUUCGUCUCCGGACAGACGGGCGGCAGGGUCAACCUGCCCGACUCCAAUGAGCCCAACAAGGGCGGCGGUCUUCUCGGCAACGUGUCGUCGCUGCUGGAGGGUGCGUUCGAUAAGAACUCGAGCUCGUAUGAGUCGCGCCCCCACCGUGACAAUGACGGUGGUGUCAGCCAGUCCGUCGGGCAGUAUGGCCGGAGCGACGAUGGUCGUCGCUACGAGCAGGCUGAGUACACAGAGACCCGCUAUGACGACGGACGCGAGAGGCAGGAGUACCGCCGCACCGAGCAGAGGGAUGACGGCCGGGGCCGGGAGCACGGCUACGGCUAUCAGGAAACUCAGGAGAGCUACGGUGGACGUCAGCACCAUGAGGAGAGGCGCUGGGAGGGUGAGACCUCCAGCUACCGCCGGGAGGAGACUCAGAGCUAUGGCGGAGGAGGAGGAUACGGUGGCUCGCGACGUGAGGAAUCUGAAAGCUAUAGCUCUUCGCGACGUGAGGAGUCCGGUGGCUACGGUGGCGGUUAUGGGCGACAAGAGUCCAGCGGCUAUGGUGGAGGAGGAGGAGGAUACGGCUCCUCCGGACGCGAGGAGAGCUAUGGAGGAGGAGGCGGCUAUGACUCUGGACGUCGCGACGAGUACGGGGGCGGCCGACAGGAAGGAGGCUACGGUGGUGGUCGUCAGGAAGGCGGCUACGGUGGUGGCCGUCAGGAGGGGGGCUACGGAGGCGACAACUCGUCUGGGAGACGCCGUGAUGAUGAUGACAACAAUAAUCUGGUCGGAGACGUUAUCGAAGGCGCUGCGAAGCACUUCUUUGGCGGAGACAAGCGAGAUGAUCGUCGCGAGGGCGGUGGCGGGGGCUGGUUCUCUUAG